AUGACCUAUACCAUACAGUACAGUAGCAUCGUGAAUCUCCUCAAUUUCACCGACCUAGCCCCCGAAGCUCACAGUGCAGCGAUACCAAGCACUUUCCGUGACCACCCUGAUCGCCGAUCACCGACCACCGUGGCCCCCAUCCUCAAAGCCUUUUCCCCCAGUGGCCGACCGGACGGGCAAUGGGGGAUGCCUCCUCUGUCGGCAUACACUUCGUUUGAAUCCCUUCUGUUUUUCCAGUCCCUAGCGACUUCGGAUUCCCGACCGACAAGCUUCGGCUCAAUAUCAACCUUCUUGCGAAACAACCAGCUCGUGCGCGAGAAUGUCGAUUUCGAUGCCGAUCGCCUGACCCCGGAGGCGCUAGAAGACCUCUACGCGACAUUAAUGCGCGACGGACUUAGUCGUGAUAGUGCGCCCUCGCUCAAUGGACGAUCCGCAGAUACCUCCAGUCCGCCUAAUACGAAGAAACGCAAGAUCUCCAGUCCGCGAUUAGAUGGAUUGGCUGGCGGAUUCACCCACACCACGCUCGUUCCAGAGCUAGUGGCACACCUUUACGACAAAUACAGGGAUCUGGUCACCACCGAAAUUAGGGACGAUGAGAAAAAGUAUACAGAAAUCAGGGCUGAGCUGGAACGGCUACAGCAGGAGGAUAGCAAAUCAGCCGCUGCGGCAGCUACAACAUUCACACCGGUACAACCGGUGUCUAUCGAAGGGAAGGAUGAUGUUCUGAAGGAAGAGGCGCCGCGCCCAGAUGUACAAGAUCAGACAGGUCAACCUCUUGCGACGACUAUCCCGCUCGACCAGGAGAAGGCGAAGCCCGAACCACAGCAGAUCCCAAUAAAUGUGCCCUCCACGACAAAGGAACCUCCGACAAUACACCCCGCCCCUCUUAUGAACCAACCUCAAGCUCCCCUUCCCCAAGCGCAAUCCCCGACACCCCAACCGCAAGACUUAGCUGGGCAAACACCUCAACCGCAGCCGACCACCACUCAUCCCAUACAAAAACCGUCCAUCCAACCUCCACUUGCUCCAUCUACCCAGAAACCCCCUCCAACCACACCAGCCGGUCCACGAGUCACCCCUGCACACCCGUCGCAAAUCGCACCUCGUGCCAAUCCCGUCCCACCUGCGCCCAUUGUUACGGCCCAGGCUAUUACCAAGCGACCUGUACCACCACUUUCCACCAACCCGCCUUUGCCAGGGUCACAAGCCCAGACUCCCAUCCAACCUCCUGUUCCACAAACACCCAGUGCCGUCCCGUCUACAGCUCACACACCUGUCCCAAUUGGCCGUCCGCGUGUUUCCCAAACCCCGAGCGCCACAUUCCCGUCUUUCUCUGAAACGCGCGCCUCUCAUCCACGCUUGUCAAUUGACACACAAGGCUCCUCCACACCGUGGAAGAGAACUCCUCGUCCGAGGAUUUCACGCUCUCCAAGCUCACCGCCACGGCCACGGCCGGAGGACGUUAGUCCCAUCAGUGAACGAGGCCAAUCACCUGUUGAUGCGAUGGAAAUGUCACCUCCGCCGAAGAUUAAUCUAGGCCAACGAACUCAAUCCGCAGAAGACAGGAAACCACAACGCGGCCAGCCUGACAUCAAACCCGCCCCCAUAAUCAAGACCGAGAAACUAGGUCCAAUUCGGAGGACGCGCGCCGUGAGUUCGGGCUCUUCUCGGAGUCGUGGGCGAUCCAUGGCUUCGCGCGAUGGGUCUGCUGCGCCAUCGGAAGAGACUAUGCGUGAACCACGAGCAACAGGCCGCCGAAAGGGUCCAACUGUUACCGCCGAUGAAGGGACCCCCAAACCGCGGACAAAACGUAAACGCGGCGCAAGUGAAGCAGUGGAACUUGAGCCCCACCCUGCGGAUAUCCCGAGAUUCGACACGACUCAGUAUGUCAUGGCUACGCGCAACUUCCACCGAACAGCGGCGCCGAUUAUGAACGAUGUAGCUACCCACAAGCUCGCCUCCAUAUUCGCCAAGCCAAUUAGCGAACGUGAUGCCCCUGGCUACCACGAUCUCAUCUACCGGCCAUCUGACCUCAAGUCAAUCAAAUCUGCCAUCCACCAGGGAAGCAAGGCCGUCGCUACUGCAGGAGAAGCAGCCAGCACUCCAGCUGGGGAUGGAGAAUCUCCCGCUCCUGGUGGCACACCGUCUAAAAGCGGCGUGCUCAUGUUGCAGAAGCAUGAGGAUUUCAUACCGCCCAAGGGAGUUGUGAACUCUGCACAACUGGAGAAAGAGUUGAUUCGCAUGUUCGCCAACGCGAUCAUGUUCAACCCCAUUCCGCAACGAGGAUUCGGGCCCGCCUUCCCCAUGUCCAGUGACCGUGGUUCACGAGAGAGUACUCAAGUGGCCGAUUCCGGCGAGGGCGGUAUCAUUCACGACUCGCUGGAGAUGUUUGAGGAUGUUCAGCAGGCUGUUACCCGAUGGCGGGCCGCUGAACGCACUGCUGAUGAAUUGGCUAAUAAGAAUGUCCUCUCCCUUCGGCGUGGAAGUCCCAGUGAACCCAACACUGACAGUACUGAUGAUGUGAAGGGGUGA
Penicillium psychrosexuale is the source of this 2532-nucleotide messenger RNA. RefSeq lists its product as uncharacterized. The record is from RefSeq and is a predicted model, not a curated record. Gene Ontology annotation, cellular component: NuA4 histone acetyltransferase complex. Lineage: Eukaryota; Fungi; Ascomycota; Eurotiomycetes; Eurotiales; Aspergillaceae. The coding region runs from base 1 to 2532 and encodes 843 amino acids. Gene Ontology annotation, molecular function: protein binding. The transcript has 3 exons.